Molecule: messenger RNA, 975 nt
Organism: Lachancea lanzarotensis
Lineage: Eukaryota; Fungi; Ascomycota; Saccharomycetes; Saccharomycetales; Saccharomycetaceae
Gene: SPT2
Product: LALA0S07e07162g1_1
Exons: 1
Coding region: 1-975 (324 amino acids)
Source: RefSeq, a predicted model, not a curated record
AUGAGUUUCUUGGCCAAACUUGCACAGCUCAAAAGGUCUAGUGAGCAAUUACAAGGCUCAAAAUCCGCCAAGGACUCAUCAAAUGGCGUAGCAAAGAAAAAUGGUACAUCGCAGAUGCGAUCACUGAGUAACGAAGCUCCUUUGCUACCUUCAAACUACGUAAGACAAGAGGAUCCCGCGGUCAAGAGGCUGAAAGAGCUGCGACGGAAAGAAAAGGUCAAAAUAGCUGUCAAAUCUGGCAAAAAAAUACCGGCGCCGUCGUCCGAGAGGAAGAAGAAGGAAGGACCCAGUAUGAUGAACACAGACACAAAGUUUCGCAGGAAAGUUGGAGACUACUCCAAUGGAAGUGUCAAGCCUGUACAACCUAUUCAGCGUGCUCCAAUGAAAAAAUUGAGCUUUGAAGAACUAAUGAAACAAGCAGACGAAGGUGCCAAAUCGUUAAUAGAGCCUAGUGCUACGGCUCACAAUGUGUCAUCCGGUAAAGAGAAGUCAAAAGUGAGAGCAGUUCAGCUUGAAAAGCCGAAGAGAGACAGUUCUGUCAAGAAGAAAAUUAGCAUGCCGCCACGGCCUCACGAAGGCAAGAAGAAAACAAUACCAAAAACACGCCAAAUCUCAGUGCCUGCACCCUCCAUUGCACAGCCUAACGCCAAGUUGCGGAAGAAGCUGGACUUGAUGAGGAAGACUAAGCAAGUUAAGAAUGAUUAUUCUGACGAGGAAAAUGACAUGGACGAUUUUAUAGAGGACGAUGAAAAAGAGGCAGAGUAUAAUCGUGAUGAAAUCUGGGCUAUAUUCAAUAAAGGCAGAAAGAGAAGAGAUUUUGAGAGCGAUGAUGAGUCGGACAUGGAGGCCAACGAAAUGGAAAUUUUAGAAGAAGAAGAACAAGCAUCCAAACUGGCCAGACUUGAGGACAAGAAAGAAGAGCAAUGGCUGAAAAGACAUGAGGAAAAGAAAAGGAGGAAGUUUGGUCGGUCUUAA